GCCCGCUCAUCUCAGUCACGUAUUUUGCAAACCAUUGCACAGAUGAUGCUUCGCUCCAGUCCCUUCAAUGCUUCUUUGACACGCCACUCCACAAGCCGACAGCUACUGAUUUGCAGAAGCUCGCUCCGCGUCUGCAGAACGCAGCCAGACAGCUGUCUUCCUUCUGACCCGGCAAGCUUCUAUGUGGCAUUUCAAGCAUGCGGAGCGAGGCGUCACCAUUCAGCUUCCCUUGCCAAUAUGAGAUGUCAACUGGCUGACUAUGUAGAGCCUGGAGUCAGACUGCUAAGGAUUGCUCCUAUGUCAGAAGUACAAGCUCCAGGCCGGGAUCAGCGUUCUCGCAAAGUGAGUAGUGUAAUCGAGGACACCCUUCUGCUCGACGGCCAGCAGCUCAGCAGCCCAAGCAUGGUGGUGUGCCAUCCGUUGUGCUCCUGACGUUACAAUUGUGUGCAAAGCCUUUAGCCCCAAUGGACAUGGUCGACAACUGGAUAUGCAACUAGCCAGGCGGUUGCUCCUUUACACAAAAAUCCCCCGAUUCUGUCACAAACCAUCUUCUUUCACGGCUUCCACCCGCUUCGAUGACAGGUCCAGCGAGCUAGCCGUAGUCGGGCUAACAACCCCUUUUCAUCGCAAGAGCGAGAUCUCCAUCCUGUUGCGGACGGCCGCAGAUAAACCUGCGAUCAGAUAUGGGCUGAUUUCGAACUGACAGACGAGUGUCGGGUACAGGGCUCUGCAAAUGGCCUUGCAACGUACUUUCAUCCUGUCCGUAUGUCCGCUGUUCAUUGCGAGCGUUUCUCCUUUCCCUGUGGAUCUCUUCCAGUUAUUUCCGUGCGAGGCAAAUGCUCCCUUCCUCAUGGUCUUUGGACAAAAGACCAGUGGGUUUGUGCUCCCAUGCUGCCUCAAGAUGUUCAGAAUGGUUGCUAAGUGGAGGGAUCCUCUGGUAACAUUCUUGUCGAAGUGGCAGCAGCUUUGUUGCCUUACUGGGGCGUCUUCGUUAGGUCUAUUACGCCUCUGUACCACAAGCCUGCUUUCGAAAGAAAGUCUCUGAUUUGUCAGGAGAAGUUGGACAUCACAACUACGCUGGGCGAGGUCCAUCUUUGACAUCUCUGUGUGACCAAAGACCCCUGCAAUGUUCCGCAGCCACUUUGCAGCUGAUGUUCAGGGGCUGACCUUGCAGGCAAAGUUGGGGCCAGCUGCAACGACUUUCGAACCACUGAUACAUUGCGUCCUGUUGUCUGUCAUGUGCGUCUAUCAGAUUGCACCCUAGGAACCCCACGGAUCAUAGGGUUGACUUUCUCGCUUAAAGAAAUACCCUGGCACCCACGUGAGAUGGAAUCGGCUCGUUGGCCGAGGAGUGAAUGCAGUGCCCUUCGCUCUCUGGGGAAUUUGGAAGCUCUCCAAUGGAGAUACUGUUCUCAUAUCCUAAGGCUCGCAUUCAGUGCUUUCUGACCAGUUGCAAGUUUGCUCGAAAACGGGUGCGGCGUUUUCGAUGUUCUCAACAAUAAUUUCCCGCCAAUCAAUUCGAACAUUAAGCAGCUCGAUAGCAAACAGCUCCCGCCCCUUCACACCCUUGGCUGAGACCAGCACCACACUCCAUGGACUGAUGCUUCCUCGUGCAUCAUCUACAAGCAUUCUCAGUGGAACUGGCCGUGUCGCUCUCACCUACAGACGUGUCCCAGAUAGACAUCGCAAGACCAGUCCUGUUUCCCCACACUGAACCUGUCGACACUACGUCCCAGGUCCAAUGCAACCUGCACAUCACGUCUAGUAAGAUGUGCAGGUUUUUCUUCAAGUGCCAUGAGGGUUGUAAUUGGCGGAAGCGACUCUGUUUGUUUCACAGCUGAUAUUGUGGGCACCUUACGAUCUUUUCGGCGACUGGUCAGGCCCCGUUCUUCGUCCACUAAAUCAAGCUGUCGUUGUGGACCAGGUUAUCAUAGUGACACACGGAAGCCUGCAGCUCGUCCGUUACAAAGAAAUCUUACAGCCAGGUUUCAAGGCAACUUCGACAGUAUGACUUGCUGGAGGCUUGGACCUGGAGCAAGAACAGCCUCGAAGCCUAACGGAGAAAUGUAAUGGACCAUGCCAUAUGACAUAUUUUACGAAUCUGACCUGGUCAGUGGGGAAACGACGCCAGGUCUCGUGCAAUUGGCCUGCAUGCUUGGAAAUGCUGGUAUACACUGGGAUAUGGCUCUGACUUCUUCUAUAUUCUCCGUCGAAAUCGAAUACUUUGGGAUCAAUUCUUUGACUUCCGAGACAUUCGAACCAUCUGCUUCGAUUUCACGGCUGAGCUUAGCUGUUGUCGGUCCUUGCUUGAGAACAAGUGGCGCAGUGCAAAAGUCAAUAGAGGAUCAGACAAUCCGUUCCCGCGUCCGAAGACUUUGUGAUCAUGAUCUCAACGCGGCUCUACAACCCAGACAUUGAGUUCUUCAGGCGGAAUGAUCGUGGCUUUGGUAUGCCACUGACCCAACACCCACAUCAAGACCAAUAUGAGACUGGCAGUCAUAUCAGCAGCCGUACUACUCCAUCCUCGGAGAUUGAACAGAGAGCAAUAAGCGGAUCAAGAAAACGUGUUCCAGUUGCUUGCGAUAGAUGUCGCAAACGCAAAAUCAAGUGCAGCGGCAAUGAAGGAAACAACCAGAGUUGCCAAAACUGCCGCAAUUCCGGCCAUGGAGAGACUUGUCGGUUUCUUCGAGUCUCCUCGGUAGAGACAUCGGCUUUCGGGUUUCGCGGCUGGCAAGGCCCUUCUUCUCGCUACUCGCCGUACUCACUACCCGCCCAUCAUCGCCUGAACUACGUCCCCAUGGCCUCUAGAUACAGUCCGCCAGGUGCACUGCAGUAUCCUGCGGUGCCAACGAGCGUUGAUUAUGGCAGUUAUGCUAACCCGAGCACAAAUGUCGAUUGGGCAAGAACACCAUACGUUCCCUCCUAUCCACCAUACCCGGACGAAGAGGAAGCCAGCUCCUUUCCUUCUCAAGUGCAGCCCCCUCCAUAUAUUCUUCCCAACACCGACCCAAUGUCCAGUACAAAUGCUUAUUACAUGCACGCCCAGGGCGUCAGGCCACACCAUGCCUCAGUUUGGACUGAGCCUCAGCAAUGCAUGCCGCAAGCGAACCCACAGCUGACCAGUCCUGCCUAUGCGGCUACGCCGCAUGCUGCUCCGCCGCUUCAGACAAUGGGAAUGAUUGGCAAUCCGCCGUCUGACCGCAUCUUGCCCACUCCUAUUUCAGCUCGAAAUGUUCUUUCUGCUUCGAUCAAUCAUCCCGGUGAAAAUACCUCAACUUCUGGCUCCGGACUGCACGCCUCGACAUACUGGACUGGCGAAACUGGCACCAAUACAAGUCAUCACCAGUCGUCAGCUUCCUUGGACUCUACAGGAGCAGCUCAACAUCCGUCCUCAAGCGAGAGGUCGAACAGCGCGUCCUCUUACAGAAUGCACGACAUGUCGACAUAUUCGCACAUGGGCAUUGCCGACUCCUUGGCGACAGCCUCCAUUGCCCACGGACUCUCUGUUCCGGUCAAUGACUUGCAAUGCUCCACCGCUUCAACAGGUACACCAGAAGCCUCUCAAGGGGGCAGUUCUAACUCGAGUACGAGGACGGCUUCCCACGAACAUCCCAGUCUGAAAACUAGAGCCGCCGCGACGCCGGAGAGCUUAUCAGGCAGCACGUAUGACUAUACCGAUACCAUGGCUGGACGCAGUAACAACAACUCACAUUUGCGGAGUGCUGCUUCUUCUGGGGCACAUCCCUCGAACAGCAGCCCAGUGUCAUCUUUGUACUGCCGCACACAACAAAACUUGGUUACACGAGCUAGAGGACCAGCUGCGGAUGACUGCAGCCCCGAUUGCUCGAGCUAUCAGAGUGAUUCGGCACGCGUCUCGGUCGUAUCCAUGGGCAACCAGUCAUCAGGCUAUUGAAUGAUAAUGCAACUUGCGCUUACCAUUCAAUGCUCUGUGUUUUGGGUUCCAUGACUCUUUGACAGUUGUGGACGCCACGGCGAGCCCUUGAUGUCUUGUUUCUUCCAGUCCGGCUUUCUGUCGUAUCUCGGAGUUGUGUUAUCAAUCUGUCGCUUGUUAUCCUACUGUCCCAAUCAGGUCUGUUGCAUUUGGAGGCUCUCUUACGGAAUGCUUUUACCUCGAUCAUGUUUUGCGGCAGGACAAGUCAAAACAUUGCUGGCAGCAAGGACUGGUGGCAUUUUGUUCCGCCUAUUACUUUGCUUUUCUUUUCGGGGUCCGCUGUACGUCACAGCGAAAAGCUAAUAACCAUCCAUGCAUUGUCAGCAUCACCCUCAUUGUCAUCGGUGUUACCAUCUGUCUUGGAAACAGGAAUCGGGAUCCGGCUUACUGUGCCCUUUCUGUGUUUACCGGCAUUUCUCUGUGUUGGUUGUUGGGCGGCAGAUGAAAAUGGCGAUGGGAACGGCAAAAGCAACCAUCUAGCAAAAGGACCAGGGCAAAGGCAACCGGGAUCAGGGGUGGGAAAAGGCUGUCGGUAGCCGUCUGAUAUCUUGUGUCGUAUUUGCUCACUUUCCUUCUUUUUCAGCCAAAGGUACGUUUAAUAGCCGGGUGGGCAAAACGUCUUUUUGGUCUAACAGCCGAGGGCGUUUGGAAAGCCUUGGCACCCCUUGUUCUGUACCGCUGCACGAUACAGCAGCACUGGAGUUUCUCUCGGGACUAUGUAGUACUGGCAGGCUUUGUUUUGUGCAUCUCACUCGUUUGAUUUGCUUGAGCCACAGUAUCCACUACUAUAUUACUCUCUAUCGAGGUUGCGAGUGGUUGGGGUUGUCGGAAAAUUUGUGCUUUGCUUUCUAAAGGCUCUUGAGUUUCGUUUCACGAGUGACCAGAAGAUGGACAUGGAGGUGGACAUGUGGCCGUUGAUCGUUUGUGUGCCCCAAAAGGAGGGAAUCAAUGGGGGAAUGGAGUGGCAUCUCGGGUCCUGAUGUGUGGGAUUGGAUAUCGGGGCUGCUUUCAUCCUACUACAGUAGGUACUUGAAAGCACCGUAAUGGAACAGGCACAGGCACGGCAAGAAGCAUCGACGUGAAGAUGCAAUGGUCAUGUCAGAUGACGACUGGAUCUGUCGCAUCAGCAAAAUGCAGUCUCACUCAUUAGCACACAGCAGGAUAUGGAUAUUGUUACCGGAGAGUAUGAUACAUUGUUCGGACAGACCUAUGGGAUCGAUGCCCUCAGGGAGUGAUGUUUUGGGGCAGGAGAGUGUACUGUCAUAGUUGAAUACUGAUAGAUGUUGAAAAGUGGCGAGACUGUUUGUUCAAUUUGACUACUGGGAAAGGGACUUCCUUCGGCUAAGAUAUACCUGGCGCAACGAUCUGGAAGAUUCCUUCUUUGCUGUCAUAAACAUGCGAGUGGACACGGCCAUGAA
Messenger RNA from Exophiala dermatitidis NIH/UT8656, 5370 nucleotides. RefSeq lists its product as uncharacterized. The coding region runs from base 2384 to 3913 and encodes 509 amino acids. The record is from RefSeq and is a predicted model, not a curated record. Gene Ontology annotation, molecular function: DNA-binding transcription factor activity, RNA polymerase II-specific; zinc ion binding. Gene Ontology annotation, biological process: regulation of DNA-templated transcription. NCBI's taxonomy places the organism in Eukaryota, Fungi, Ascomycota, Eurotiomycetes, Chaetothyriales, Herpotrichiellaceae. The transcript has 5 exons.